AGUAAUCAACGACACCACGAUUCCACGAGUGGUGCUCCAGGAGGAGCCAAGCCCCGCCCGGCCAGCUGGUACCUAAAACCCUACCCCAUUUUCAUGUUCGUCCUCGGAGCCACCCCCACCUCCUCGCUCCUCCGAUGCCACCCGCUCCCCUCGCCUAAAACCCUAGCCCUCGUCCGGCUUCCGCCUCUCCUCCCCUACCGCCCCCGCCUAUCCUCUUCCUCCUCGGCUUCCCCCUCCUCCCCCCGCUGCCGCGCGACCGCGACCGCCGCCGCGAAAUCCGGCGAGAAGAAGCCGCCGACCGCGAGGGCGAAGCGGACCGGCGCGGUACCUGCACCAGCAGCGGCUGCGGUGGGAAUGUCGGCCUCCGGUGGCAAUGGAGGGAAGCGCAGCGUGGCGGACGUGCUGAUGGGGAACGCGCGGGCCGCCGCCAGUAAGGCGAAGAAGGCGGCGCCGUCACCGAAGAAUCCCCGGGCGCAGCCCGCAGCUCAGGCCGACGGCUCGGGGAUCGAACCCGAGGCUGCGGCGGUGGCGGAGAAGCCGCCUUCACCGGUGAGGUCCAAGCGGGCGUCCUCGCCGGCGAAGUCCCCCAAAUCGCCGGCUGACGGGGCAGCUAGGUUGAAGAAGAGGUCCAAAGGUCUAGCCACCGCGGCGCAAUUGGAGGCGAAGGAGAAGUCCCCGUCGCCGAAGAGAUCCGAAACCCUAGCCGCCAAAUCCGACGCCAAGCCUUCCGACGAAGGCGUUGUGUCUGAAUCUAAUGAGAAGAAGAAGAGGUCGCCGUCGCCGACGAAGGCUAAAGGCCAAGCUUCCCAACCUGAGGAGAAGAAGCGGCCUUCCUCACCGAAGAAGGCCAAAACCUUGGAUGCCCCGAUGUGCGAGGGGAAGAAUACUACCCUAGAGCUGAAGAAGAAAGGCAGUGAGUUUGAUCCGAUGGCUGCUGCCUAUUGGAAGCCUGGUGAACCCGUGCCAUUCCUGUUCCUGGCUCGGGCACUUGAUCUCAUCUCCAAUGAGAGUGGCCGGAUUAUCAUUACAGAGAUCUUAUCAAAUGUGUUCCGGACUGUGAUUGCCACAACGCCAGAUGAUCUCCUUGCGACGGUAUACCUCUCAGCCAACCGGAUUGCGCCGCCUCAUGAGGGGAUUGAGCUUGGAAUCGGGGAUGCAUCAAUCAUCCGUGCACUUGCAGAGGCAUAUGGACGCAAAGAGGAGCAUGUCAAGAAGAACCUCAAGGAACUGGGUGAUUUGGGGCUUGUGGCGAAAGCAAGCAGGUCGUCACAGAAGAUGAUGUACAAGCCAAAACCACUGACCAUAGCUCGGGUGCUUAACACUUUUCGGACAAUUGCAAAGGAAUCAGGCAAAGACAGUCAAGAUAAAAAAAGAAAUCACAUCAAGGGACUUCUUGUUGCUGCAACUGACUGUGAACCUCAAUAUAUUACACGUCUUCUUCAGUCGAAGAUGAGGAUCGGGUUGGCAGAGAAAACUGUGCAAAUGGCUCUUGGGCAAGCUGCCGUAUAUUCUGAAAAAAAAGCUUCACCACCAAAAGUUCAAUCACCUUUUGAAGAGGCUGCAACAAUAAUUAAACAAGUAUAUUCAGUUCUUCCAAUCUAUGAUAAAAUUGUCCCAGCGCUACUUGAAGUUGGAGUUUGGAAGCUUCCAGAAACAUGCAAAUUUUCCAUAGGUGUUCCCGUUGGUCCUAUGUUAGCAAAAGCAACAAAGUCUGUCUCGGAGAUCAUUGACAAAUUCCAGGGUCUUGAGUACACUUGUGAGUACAAGUAUGAUGGUGAACGGGCUCAGAUACAUUGCAUGGAGGAUGGAUCAGUAGAGAUUUAUAGUCGGAAUGCUGAAAGGAACACUGGAAAGUAUCCAGAUGUUGUUGAUGCGGUUUCUAGAUUCCGUAAGCCUACAAUCAAAUCGUUUGUCUUGGACUGUGAAAUUGUUGCCUAUGACUAUGAAAAGCAGAAAAUUUUACCUUUUCAGAUACUUAGCACAAGGGCCCGCAAGGGUGUUACCAUAAAUGACAUAAAAGUUUCAGUCUGUACUUUUGGCUUUGAUAUUCUUUACUUAAAUGGGAAACCUCUUCUCCAGGAACAACUCAAAGUUCGUCGAGAGCAUCUUUACAACUCUUUCGAGGAAGUACCAGGUGUUUUUCAAUUUGCAACUGCAAUUACAUCAAAUGACCUGGAGGAGAUACAGAAAUUUCUUGACAAAGCUGUCAACUCCAGUUGUGAAGGGUUGAUUAUCAAGACAAUGGAUAAAGAUGCUACAUAUGAGCCAGCAAAGCGAUCAAACAAUUGGUUGAAACUGAAGAAGGACUACAUGGACAGCAUUGGAGACUCUUUGGACUUGGUACCUAUUGCUGCCUUUUUCGGGAGAGGAAAAAGAACAGGUGUCUAUGGAUCAUUCCUCCUGGCAUGCUAUGAUGAGCAGAACGAAGAAUAUCAAACAAUAUGCAACAUAGGUACUGGGUUUUCUGAACAACAGCUUGAAGAACGUUCUGUGAGCCUUCGAAGUAAAGUGAUAGAAAAACCAAAGCCAUACUAUAGAUUUGCUGACACAAUGGAUCCAGACGUGUGGUUUGAGCCAUCAGAGGUGUGGGAGGUCAAAGCUGCGGAUUUGAGCAUAAGUCCUGUACAUCGUGCUGCUAAUGGUAUAGUCGAUCCAAAUAAGGGCAUCUCCCUAAGAUUCCCUCGUUUGUUGCGAGUACGUGAUGAUAAAAGCCCAGAAGAAGCGACCACAUCUGAACAAGUAGCUGACAUGUAUCGGGCUCAAAAGAUAAAUCACGCAUAUAAUCAGGAGGAUGAGGAUGAUGACUAAUACUGACCCAAUUAUUUGCAUUGGAUGCAUGACUCAUCGAGGACAUUGACAAGAGAAUACAUUUCUAGGGUUUUGCUUCAUCCUGAUCCGAGCAGCUUGUAUCCUGCUUGUGCUGUUGUAUCCUGCUUCCUUUUUUGUCUUCUUUUUUUCAUGCGGGAUCUGUAAGUUGUCCCUUAUGCUCCAUCAAACUGUUGUGCAGCGUAGGGAAUCGGAGAUGUACUGACACUAAUCCAUGAUGUACAUAUGGUAGCACUAAUAUGCAUCAUUCUUUUCCUUUGAA
Messenger RNA from Phragmites australis (common reed), 3088 nucleotides. RefSeq names its product DNA ligase 1-like. Bases 94 to 2808 code for a protein of 904 amino acids. Gene Ontology annotation, cellular component: nucleus; mitochondrion. The transcript is spliced from 18 exons. The record is from RefSeq and is a predicted model, not a curated record. Lineage: Eukaryota; Viridiplantae; Streptophyta; Magnoliopsida; Poales; Poaceae. Gene Ontology annotation, molecular function: DNA binding; ATP binding; DNA ligase (ATP) activity. Gene Ontology annotation, biological process: DNA repair; lagging strand elongation; DNA recombination.